AACCUGUUAUUAAAUAUUGAUAAAAAUUACCAAUUGCAAGAAAACUAUCAUUCCUUUUUUAAUGAUGAUAAUGAAGAUAAACUAAGUGAUUUAAUAGAUUAUGAUAGUUUAAUUGAAGAAACGUGCCUUCUAGAUUUUGAACCUGACGAAAUAACUUUUGAUCUUGAAUCAUAA
Molecule: messenger RNA, 174 nt
Organism: Racocetra persica
Lineage: Eukaryota; Fungi; Glomeromycota; Glomeromycetes; Diversisporales; Gigasporaceae
Source: the annotation of a GenBank genome assembly